AUGUAUUUUGAAAGCAUUGAAAAAAUUGCUGAUUUCUAUAAAAUUGAUAAUCUCCAAGCUGAAGCGGAAAGUUGGUACAGUUUUUGGCAAAAUAAGGACUGCCAAGAUAUUGAUUUUAUUGAUUUGUUAAAUUGUAACUGUACGUUUUUUCCAAAUAUAGCUGUUGCUUUGGAAAUAUUUUUGUCUCUUCCGGCUACAAGCUGUACAGCAGAACGUUCUUUUAGUACAUUAAGGCGUGUUGAAACAUGGUUACGAUCAACGAUGGGUGAUGAUAGACUGAAUGGAAUAUGCAUGUUGAGUGUUCAUAGAGAAAAAGUAAAUUCAAAUAAAGAAAAAUUUAUUGAAAAUGCACUGACAACAUUUGGUAGAGAAUGUCCACGGAGAUUGGAAUUUAUAUUUAAUGAAAAAGAAAGAUGUAUAAUAAUAUACUAUAAAUAA
Molecule: messenger RNA, 438 nt
Organism: Macrosiphum euphorbiae (potato aphid)
Lineage: Eukaryota; Metazoa; Arthropoda; Insecta; Hemiptera; Aphididae
Source: the annotation of a GenBank genome assembly